This is a messenger RNA of Mytilus californianus (California mussel), 1095 nucleotides long. RefSeq names its product low-density lipoprotein receptor-related protein 6-like. The coding region runs from base 68 to 1063 and encodes 331 amino acids. The record is from RefSeq and is a predicted model, not a curated record. NCBI's taxonomy places the organism in Eukaryota, Metazoa, Mollusca, Bivalvia, Mytilida, Mytilidae. The transcript is spliced from 8 exons.
AAAACAUUUAAUCUAGACUAGUCUAAGGUUUUAUUGAAAAGCAAUCCUGUAACACUACAUUACUACUAUGUUUACCAUAUUAUCAAGCACAAUCUUAGCAUUUUACUUGGUGGAAUUAAAAUUUGGUAAUGGAGAGGAGAUUACCCCAGGAUCAUGCAGUUUUUCAGGAAUUGGACCACAACUUUUAUUUUCCAACAACACACAUGUAUUGUUGAACGCUUUGGAUAGUGACAAUUCAAGGACUCUUGUGGAGACUAUGGCUGGUUCUGUUUUAUUUGUUGACUAUCAUUUCGUGGAUGGAUCUAUUUACUGGUCAGAUCUAAAUAAGCAGAUAAUCAGCAGGAAAUCGUGUCCAUUAGGUAAUGAAAACUCUGUCAUAGAAAUUAUAAUUCAAAACUCAAGACCCAUGGGAAUAGCCGUAGACUCACUGAACGAUCAUCUUUAUUGGGCAGACCAAGAUGGAGCGGCUAUAAAGAGGUCUAAUUUAAAUGGUUCCAACAUUGAAGUUAUUUUAGACAAAUCAUUGCAAACUCCAGUUGCAAUUACUAUAGACACCUCAAACAGCUGGUUGUACUUCAGUGAUCACGGCAAACAGACCAUCGAGAGAUGUAAAUUUGAUGGAAGUAGCAGACGGACAUUAAUAAGUGAUGACGUUCAGACUCCAUAUGGUUUAGCUUUAGAUUUGAACUCAAAAAGAUUAUAUUGGACCGAUUCUGCAUUGUAUCACAUCAAAUCUUCUAAUUUGGACGGCACUGAUGUUAAACUAGUUUCUAUAGAUGUAUCAUCAUUGGUAGACAAAAUAGAAAUUGUUGUUAUGGGAAUCGACUUAUAUGGAUCUUACAUGUAUGUUAGUAAUCUUGGAACUGGAAUAUACAGGAUACAGAAAAACAAAGAGAAUGCCGUGCCAAAAAGAAUAUCUGGGACUCAUCAUUCAGUUUACGGUGUAAAGAUAACAAAAAGCCACACAAGUGAUGCAACAACGGUGAAAGGAUCUGUUGGACAAAUGAUUAUACUGUUUGCUGGAAUGCUAUUUGUUGAAUUUCAAAACAUUAAUUCCAUAUAAAAUGAAUGUACAAAAUUAAAGAAUAAACUCUC